Molecule: messenger RNA, 885 nt
Organism: Prorocentrum cordatum
Lineage: Eukaryota; Dinophyceae; Prorocentrales; Prorocentraceae
Source: the annotation of a GenBank genome assembly
AUGUACAAGCGCAAAUUCGGCGUGGACCUGGACGAGGAUGAGGACGACGAGGGCCUGUUCGAGGACGCGGACGGCACGAAGUGGAAGUUGUCCGAGGGCCGCGGCUUGCUGACAGGCCUGGAGGACAAGCUGCAGGACCUGAAAGCACUGUACAAGCGUAAAUUCGGCUUGGACCUGGACGAGGAGGAGGACGAGGGCCUCUUUGAGGACGCCGACGGCACCAAGUGGCAGGUAACAGAGGGACGCGGCCCGCUCGUGGCGUUGGAGCAGAGGUUGGAGGACCUGAAGGCCCUGUACAAGCGCAAGUAUGGUCUGGACAUGGACGAGGAGGACUGCGCCGACGGCCCCCUGGUGGAGGACCAAGACGGCACGAGGUGGGUGGUGACAGAGGGCCGUGGCGCCUUCGCCGGCCUGGAGGACCGCCUCGACGACCUGAAGGCCCUCUACGAGAUGCGCUUCGGUGUAGACCCCAAGGAGGACGAGGACGAGGACGCGGGCGACGCGAGCGUGUACAAGGACCAGGACGGAACCAGGUGGAUCGUCGCGGCCGGCCAGGGUCCCCUCGCAGGCCUGGAGGAGAGGCUCGACGACCUGAAGUCUCUGUACAGGAAGAAGUAUGGCGUCGACGUGGACGCGGACGACCUGGACGUAGAUGUGGAGGAGAUGCCCCGAGCCGCUGUUGGCCGGCUCGGCCCGCCGCGGGCGUCCUCGAGGCGGUCGCAGCGGGGGCGGCAGGGCGGCGCGAGGACGGGAGGAGGCGGAGGCGGCUCCACAGCUGGCGUCCCGGGGCGGCUGCUGGCGCGGAGCGCUGUGCCUGCUCUUCGGGCGGCCGCGCGCGGCGUGAGGUGGAAGACGAGGAGGCUGAGGACUCGUGAGUCCGUUUGA